Cladophialophora bantiana CBS 173.52 is the source of this 3474-nucleotide messenger RNA. RefSeq lists its product as uncharacterized. Bases 1 to 3474 code for a protein of 1157 amino acids. Gene Ontology annotation, biological process: nucleoside metabolic process. The transcript is spliced from 3 exons. The record is from RefSeq and is a predicted model, not a curated record. NCBI's taxonomy places the organism in Eukaryota, Fungi, Ascomycota, Eurotiomycetes, Chaetothyriales, Herpotrichiellaceae. Gene Ontology annotation, molecular function: protein binding; catalytic activity.
AUGACCACCAAACGUUCUCUGCCCAUCGAGCAAUACCAAGUAGGCGUCAUCUGUGCUCUUCGUCAUGAGAUGACGGCCGCAAUCGCCAUUCUAGAUGAGCGGCAUCAGCCGAUCACGGGUCAAGACAAACUCGAUCCCAAUAACUAUGUGCUGGGCCGAGUUCACGAACACAACGUGGCGAUUGCCUGCUUGCCAGCUGGCGUCUACGGCACGAAUGCGGCGGCGAGAGUGGCCAACGACAUGCUGAGGACAUUCAUUGGCCUGCGGUUUGGACUGAUGGUGGGAAUUGGAGGCGGGAUCCCCAACCUACCUAAGAAUUUGGACAUCCGUCUCGGGGACGUGGUGAUCAGCCAGCCUGACUUAACGUUCGGGGGAGUAGUCCAGUACGAUUUGAGAAAGAACCUCGGCGAGGAGCCAUUCGAACGUAAAGGGGUUUUGAAACCACCACCGACCCUACUACUAGCUGCGCUCUCUACUCUGCAGGCGGAACACGAUCUCGAGGACAGCAAGGUGCCAGGCAUACUGGCCGAUAUGGUCAAGAAAUAUCCUAAUUUGGUGAAGAAUGGGUAUGGGUUCCCGGGGCGGGAGAAUGACAGUUUAUAUUGCCCCCAAUGUGGUGGCUCUAACUCUUCGGGGUUAUGCCACUCAUGUACAGACGGGAAGAUCGAGAGACCGGCUCGCGACGAUCAGCACCCUGCAUUUUGGUACGGGGUUAUUGCAUCAGGAAAUGAAUUGAUGAAAAAUGCGGCGGAAAGAGACAGAAUAGGCCGGGAAUUUGGAGCACUGUGCGUGGAGAUGGAAGCAGCUGGGCUGAUGAAUGAUUUCCCGUGCAUUGUCAUUCGCGGUAUCUGUGACUAUACAGAUUCUCACAAGAAUGAUAGGUGGCAGAAGUAUGCCGCUCUCACGGCGGCAGCCUACGCCAAAGAAUUUCUCGAGUAUAUAUCACCGGAGCAGACGAGGCUGGAAAAGCCCAUCCAAGACAUCGUUGAUUCUCUGAAGGAGCAAUCCAGCUUGAUGAAAGAGCACCUUGUCGAGGUCAAACGAGAAAACGAGAAAAAAGACCAGCGGUAUCAGAAUCAUCAGCAGCGCCAAUGUCUUCGAGCAUUCAAAACGAGCACAUACGAACAAUUCAAAGAUGUCAAUCCCGAUCGAGUGGAAGGAACAUGUCAGUGGGUGCUGUCCCACCCUCAAUAUCUUCAAUGGCUCAAAAAGGCUCAUGAUGACCUGCUCUGGAUCUCGGCCGAUCCGGGGUGCGGCAAGUCGGUCCUCGCUAAAUCGCUCAUUAACAAUGAAUUUCGACAUAUGGAUCGGCAUACUGUGUGCUACUUCUUUUUCAAGGACAACGAAGAGCAGGACAACGUAGCUACUGCUCUGUGCGCCCUCCUCCAUCAACUGUUCUCCCAUCAGCCCCAGCUAAUUCAAUAUGCAAUUCCGGCAUGGGAGGAGACUGGCGACAAACUCGUGAGGGAGGUGUCAGAGCUAUGGCGCAUGUUGGUCGCCGCCGCAAGAGAUGACCAGGCUCACGACGUGACGUGCGUUCUGGAUGCGCUGGACGAAUGUCGACUCUCUGAUCGACGGUGGCUGAUUGAGAUGCUUUCCUGGUUUUACACCCAGGUAUCAGCCUUCCCGUCGUCAACGCGGCGAGGCCGACUGAAAUUUCUCGUAACCAGCCGGCCCUAUGAUGAUAUACAGGCGGAGUUCCAGAAGAUGCUGCACGAUCUCCCUACGAUCCGUCUACGGGGUGAAGAGGAGAACGACCAAAUUCACCAAGAAAUCGACUUGGUCAUCCGAAUGCGAGUGGGAAAACUCGCGACAGACUUAAAAUUGGAUAACGACACCAAGGACCAACUGGAAACUCGACUCCUCGAGAUGGGGCAUCGCACGUAUCUGUGGCUUUAUCUCGCGAUUGAGAGUAUCUAUCAGACUUACCGGAACAGUUUGCGACCCGAGGAAGCAUCGAUCACGUUACUUCCCUCGAGCGUGGAAGACGCAUACGAGAAGAUUUUGAAUCGUAUCAGUGGACACCAGAGCAGUCAUGUGAAGAAGAUCCUCCUAAUUAUAGUUGGGGCACGGCGUUCACUCCACGUCGAAGAGAUGGCCAUCGCUCUCGGAAUAGCCACGUCGGCACACCCCAAGUCCGUAUAUAAUGCUAAGCUCGACCCUCGCAGGCUGUUGAAUAAUAUUUGUCAGUGGUGCGGUCUAUUCGUCUUCAUCAAUCAUGAUCGAAUAUACCUUAUCCACCAGACGGCUAAGGAGUUUCUAGUUGGUAAGGGUGGCUACACGACUAUUCCAUCUAGGUGGAAGAAUUGCCUUGAUCCGCAAGAGAUUGAGAGAGAGAUGACUCGAAUAUGUUUAGAGUUUCUGUCCUUCAGCGAUGUUGCAGUAACAGCACAGUCCCUCAUCCCCCAAUUCCAAAGGUGUAAGGUGCCUGACGACUUUCUGGAGGAAAAUAAUUAUGUUCAAAGUCUUUUAGUCUAUUCAGCAAAACACUGGCCAUCUCAUCUACGGGACGCAUACCUACCUCAUGAUAAUUCGGUAAUAUCUCGAAUUCUAAGGUUUUAUCAGGUUAACAGCAGUUUGUACAACACCUGGUUCCCAAUAUUUUGGCAGAAGACGAACCCAUAUGAAGACCUUCCAGAAAUGAGUCCGAUACGACUUGGUGGACUGUUGGGCCAUGAAAACAUAUUGGAAUUGAUAUUACAGCAGAAAAAAGACUAUGAUAUCGACGAAUCAGACAGGGACGGCCGGACAGCGUUAAUCUGGGCAAGUGAGUAUGGUCACGACAAGGUAGUACAGAUACUCCUUAAGCGGGAUGCGGACCCUAACGCUCAAGGAGGAGAGUAUAGUAAUGCACUCCAAGCCGCAUCUUUGGGUGGUCAUGAGAAGGUAGUGCAGAUGCUCCUUGAUCGAGAUGCGGCACCUUACACUCAAGGAGGAUACUACGGUAAUGCACUCCAAGCCGCAGCUUGGGGUGGUCGUGAGAAGGUAGUGCAGAUGCUCCUUGAGCGAGAUGCGGACCCUUACACUCAAGGAGGAGAGUAUGGUAAUGCACUCCAAGCCGCAGCUUGGGCUUGGGGUGGUCAUGAGAAGGUAGUGCAGAUGCUCCUUGAGCGAGAUGCGGACCCUUACACUCAAGGAGGAUACUACGAUAAUGCACUCUUUGUCGCAUCAAGGGGUGGCCGUGAGAAGAUAGUGCAGAUGCUUCUCAACAAAAAUGCCGACCCUAAUGCUCAAGGAGGAUACUACGGCAAUGCACUUCAAGCCGCAUCUUUAGGUGGUUAUGAGAAAGUGGUGCGGAUACUCCUCGAGCGAGGAGCGGACCCUAAUGCUGAAGGAGGAGAGUGUGGCAAUGCACUGCAAGCCGCAUCUUUGCGAGGUCAUGAAAGAGUGGUGCAGAUACUUCUCGAGCGAGGAGCGGACCCUAAUGCUGAAGGAGAAGCUAUCAAUGGCACCGCUGGCAACGUGACGAACUAG